AUGCCGCCACAUCCCGCCGAGCUGUGGCAGCAGAGUUCGAGCUUCUUUAGCAGAAUGAAAGACUACUACUACCCUCAAGCCGACGACCCGCCCACGCCAGCCAUAUCUGAGCAAACGGCCCUGCUCUGUGAACUACUCUUCACCGCAUUCUACGUGGCUCCGUUCUACCUGUCACCAACGCUCCGAUCGACGCCUCUAAACUCUCGAGAUGCACCGAUAGUCAUCCGCGCUCGCAUGCGGGCGGUCGGCCUUACCUGCAUCGCCUGCAUGGUCGUGACCAUCUACGUACUCGCAAUGGAAGGGCACGCCACGCCCAGGGAAGUGCUACGCUUGCUGGGAGUCUGGCCUUUCGACCCACUAGACAUCCUGAAAGUGCUGGCAUUGGUGCUGGUUCUAUUCACCUGCUCCCUCUACGAAGAGCUCAUCGUCGACAGCGAGUGGCGAGACUGGAGCUGGUCAAACUUCCGCCAAUCCAUCUUCGACAGCUGGGUCGGCUACCGCAACCUCGUCGCCGCCCCCUUCAGCGAAGAAUUCGUCUUCCGCUCCUUCACCAUCCCGCUCUUCCUCCUCGCCAAAACCGACCCCAUCCGCAUCGUCUUCACCACACCCCUCGUCUUCGGCCUCGCACACCUGCACCACCUGACUGAAUACCUCCAAGCCCGGACACCCAAAGGCAACCGCUUCCCACCCUUCCAAGCCUGGCUCUCCGGCAUCCUGCGCAGCGUCUUCCAGUUCGCCUACACCAGCCUCUUCGGCUUCUUCGCCGCCUUUGUCUUCCUCCGCACCGGCAACAUCUGGGCUGCCAUCGUUGCGCACAGCUUCUGCAACCGCAUGGGGCUGCCGCGGGUGUGGGGGAAAGUCGGGCAGUUCGCUGAUUACGAUUAUAUCCCGGCGGAGAUGAAGAAGCCUACUGCGCUGGGGCAGGGGAAGCGGGAUGAGGAUGGAGAUGCUGGGGCGCCGGUGAGGGUGGGGGAUGGCUCAAUAGAUGUGGGGGAGCAGGAGAGUGUGCAACUGAAUGGGACGACAUCUCAGCAGGUUGGGCCGAAGAAUCUAGGGUUGACGUGGACGGUGGUGUAUUACAGUCUGAUCUUUGUGGGAGCCACUCCUUUGCCUGUCCCUUCAAACGUGCGCAGUCCUAAUCCUCGAGUCCGUAGACAACUUAGGAAGGCACUCCAGUCGGAGCCACCCACCACAACCAUGGCAGACGCCGUCGCCCUCAAGAACAAGGGCAACGACGCCUUCAAGAACCACGACUGGCCGACCGCAAUCGACUUCUACACCCAAGCCAUCGACGCCAAACCCUCCGAGCCCUCCUUCUACUCCAACCGCGCGCAAGCCAACAUCAAGCUCGAAGCCUACGGCUACGCCAUCGCCGACGCCUCCAAAGCCAUCGAGAUCAACGCCGACUUUGUGAAAGCUUACUACAGAAGAGCAGUAGCGAAUACGGCGAUCCUGAAGCAUGGGGACGCGAUACACGACUGGAAAAUUGUGGUGAGGAAGAACCCCGGAGACAAGGUCGCGAAGGCGCAGUAUGAGGCGUGCCAGAAGCUGGUGAAGCGGGAUGCUUUCCUCAAGGCGAUCGAGGUGGCAGAUGCGCCGAGUGCGGCCGAGGGGUUGGAGGUGGAGAAUAUGGUAGUGGAGGACUCGUACGACGGGGUGAGGUUAAAAGACGAGAUGACGGAGGAGUUUCUGCAAGACAUGAUCGAGCGGUUCAAGACCGGGAAAAAGUUACACCGCAAAUACGUCUACCAAAUCAUCCUCGCAGUCACCGAGCUUGUCCGCGCCGAACCCACCAUGGUCGAGAUGCAAGUGCAGAAAGACCAACGCCUCACCAUCUGCGGCGACACGCACGGCCAAUACUUCGACCUGCUCAACAUCUUCAAACUCGCCGGUGCCCCGAGCACCGCCCACAGCUUCCUCUUCAACGGCGACUUCGUCGACCGCGGCAGCUGGUCCACCGAGAUCGCCCUCCUGCUCUACGCCUACAAAUGGCUGCUCCCCCGCAACAUCUUCCUCAACCGCGGCAACCACGAGACGGACGACAUGAACCGCAUGUACGGCUUCGAGGGCGAGUGCAAAGCGAAAUACUCCGAGCGCGUGUUCAAGCUCUUCUCCGAGUCCUUCUCCGCGCUUCCCCUCGCCACGCUGGUGGGGGACAAGUACUUCGUGCUGCACGGCGGCCUGUUCUCCGACGACGACAUCACCCUCGACAACAUCCGCAAACUCGACCGCCACGCGCAGCGCCAACCAGGCCAGUCCGGGCUGAUGAUGGAAAUGCUCUGGACGGACCCACAAACGCUCCCGGGUCGCGGACCAUCCAAACGCGGCGUCGGGCUCCAGUUCGGCCCGGACGUCACGAAGCGCUUCUGCGAGAAGAACGGGCUCGACGCCAUCAUCCGCUCGCACGAAGUGCGCAUGGAGGGUUAUGAAGUCGAGCACGACGGACGAUGUAUUACGGUGUUCUCGGCGCCGAAGUACUGCGAUUCGACGGAGAACAAAGGGGCGUAUAUCGAUGUGGAGCACGAUUUGAAAUUGCAGUAUCGGCAGUUUGACGCCGUGCCGCAUCCGGAUGUCAAGCCGAUGGCGUAUGCGAAUAAUGGGUUGAUGAGUAUGAUGGGGGGUUGA
Saxophila tyrrhenica is the source of this 2625-nucleotide messenger RNA. It is a transcript of the gene PPT1, whose product is annotated as Palmitoyl-protein thioesterase 1. Bases 1 to 2625 code for a protein of 874 amino acids. The transcript is spliced from 3 exons. Gene Ontology annotation, biological process: CAAX-box protein processing. Gene Ontology annotation, molecular function: protein binding; metalloendopeptidase activity. NCBI's taxonomy places the organism in Eukaryota, Fungi, Ascomycota, Dothideomycetes, Mycosphaerellales, Extremaceae. Gene Ontology annotation, cellular component: membrane. The record is from RefSeq and is a predicted model, not a curated record.